CCGGAAGUGUUUGCUAAACAGGAAGUUCACACUCCUCAAUGUGACUUACACUGGUUAAUAUUAUAAAGCUCUUAUACGGUUGUAUACAGUCCUAGUUUUAAAACAGCAACAUGUUUCUAACCACCGUGAAUUUGGCCAAGGCUAAAUCAAAGACCAUCCUGGUGCAGAUGGUGAGCGCUGCAGGGACAGGCUACUGCUUUAACACGAAGAGGAACCGUCUCAGAGAAAAACUGGUGCUGCGAAAACAUGAUCCAUUUGUGAACAAGCACGUCCUGUUCUUUGAGAAGAGGAAAAUCCGAUCAAUUUAACAAUUCACCGAUCUACAUGAACAAUGCAAACCUGCUGGGUUUAAACAGACUAUUUUUACUGUCACGGAUUGAACAAAAUGUGUCAUCAGUCAACAUUUCUGUUUGACUUGACUCACAUGUUUUCUGAGGAUUUCUUCUUGGACAUGCCCCAAAGCUCCUUCUCUCUCCACUGCACCAGCUCGGUACAAACCAAAUCUGGACCAAGCUUUGACAAUACCAAGGCUUUAAAGAAGACACGACUCGUGCUUUAAAGUGCCGCUGUUUAUUGGAGUCACAGCUGUCUUGAUCCUAAGCCGUCAAUUUAUAAAAUAACAGUAUCAUUGAUUAUGGCACAGAAGUGUUGUACAUGUUGAUAUUUAAACUGAGUUCGUGUUAUUAAACCAUUUAAGAAGA
Messenger RNA from Cheilinus undulatus (humphead wrasse), 701 nucleotides. It is a transcript of the gene mrpl33, whose product is annotated as mitochondrial ribosomal protein L33. NCBI's taxonomy places the organism in Eukaryota, Metazoa, Chordata, Actinopteri, Labriformes, Labridae. Gene Ontology annotation, cellular component: ribosome; mitochondrion. Gene Ontology annotation, biological process: translation. The coding region runs from base 111 to 308 and encodes 65 amino acids. The record is from RefSeq and is a predicted model, not a curated record. The transcript is spliced from 4 exons. Gene Ontology annotation, molecular function: structural constituent of ribosome.